Paramecium pentaurelia is the source of this 1295-nucleotide messenger RNA. NCBI's taxonomy places the organism in Eukaryota, Ciliophora, Oligohymenophorea, Peniculida, Parameciidae. The record is from the annotation of a GenBank genome assembly.
AUGUUGCUUAUUAUAUUGAUUUAUAAUGCUCUAAAAUUUGAAAAUAGUUAAAAAUUAAGAAUAACUUAGUCAGCAAUAAAUAUUAUCUUUACACUUUAUGUUCUUUAAUAUGAUGUUUUUACUGACUUAAUUGCUUAGAGCUAUAAUGGUGGGAAUUAAGUGACAGCAAAUAUAUUAAAUAGUAUAAUGGGGGAAUUUCCUGAAGCUGCUAUUGGAACAAUCAUAACUUUGGGAAUGAGACUUUAUUUUUUCUUACGUUCUGGAGAUUUAGAGAAUAUAAAUGUUAUGCUUAUAACUGCUGCACUUCAUUUAGUAUGGAUAUAUUACUUAUAUAAUUUUAAUAAAGCCAAACGAUCUUAGUUUAUUUUGACUUUAGUUGAUAAUAAAUGGGAAAAAAUAUUUCAAUAAAUAUUAAAUAAUAAUAAGAAAUUUGUAUUAUUACAUUAUGAUGAUGAAGAGUUUAAAAUAAAAAAAGUCAUAUAAACUAUUCUACCUUAAAACACUUCAUUUGAUACUUUUUAUGAAUAUAUUCGCUAAGCAAAAUGCAAUAAUCAACCAAUUCAGAAUUUCUUUUUUUAAUAAAUUAAUUAACAUAAAAAAAAUUAAUAAGAUGUUAUUAAUUAAUAAAUUCUUGUCAAGUAUGAAAAGAAAUUAAUUUAAUUUAAUUUUUCGCUAUUUUUUGGAGAUAAACCAAUCAUUCUUCUAGUCAAUGAAGAUUAAACUAAAUCUAAUAAUGAUAUCCUAUCUCAAUCAACCAUUAUUCUUAAAAUACUUAAACAUUUAGUUAACAUUAUAGAUUUAGAUAAGUAGUAUAACAAAAGAAAAUUCUUUUAGUUAUCUUAAUUUAUCCAAAUCAAAUAUUUAAUAGGAAAAAUUAAUUCACAAAAGAAAUAAAUACAAUAAAUUAAUCUGAACAAUUACAUAAAGAAAAUAGCAUAUUAAUAUAAACGCUAUUUAACUAUUUAAACAUAUGGCUUAGAAUGUGAUGUUAAGAUUUUAAUAGAUGUUCUUCAUCUAUUCUUACUUAUUAUAUUUGGUAAUACAAGUAAAAAGUAUAUCUAAGUCGACAUAUACAGAGAUUUUGAUUAUAAAGUCCAUAUAGUAUUCGAAGGAUUCUUUAGAUAAGAUAACAUUAAUAUCCUUUAUCAAAAAUUCGAAUUUUACUUUGCUCUUAUAAUUAGAAGGUGUUCUAUACAAGAAAACUGUAAUAAAUUCAUUUAUUUCUAGAUAUUAAAAUUGAAUUAAAUGAAGAAAUUUUAUGCCCUUUUAUUAAUAAUUAAAUUAAGAUUUUUUGA